Chlorocebus sabaeus (green monkey) is the source of this 2651-nucleotide messenger RNA. The record is from RefSeq and is a predicted model, not a curated record. Lineage: Eukaryota; Metazoa; Chordata; Mammalia; Primates; Cercopithecidae.
CCCGCCACUGCCGCCAUCACACACGGAAGUGUGGAGGGAGCCUGGUGUACUGUCAACUGACAGGCCAGUCCAAGGGCUUAAAUGUAAAUGCAUCAGCUGAGGCGGGAAGUCAGGAGGGGUAAGUCAAUCACUAUUAUUCAUUAACUGGAAUGCAUUUCUCAGAUUAUUCCAAGCUGGAGUAGGGAAACUGCCACCUAGGUGGCAGGGCAGAGGGACACUGGGUGGGAGGGGGAGGCAGGCCUCCCAGUUGCUGCGGUUCAGAAUAUGCCAGGUCCCACCUCCCAGAGGCGGGGCCGGGGCUGAGUCCCGCCAGCCUCGUUUCUCCAUCCCUCUGAGAACCCAGACAGGGGCAGAGCCUGGGUAGGAGAGCCUGGCCCCGCUGUCUCCACCGGGUGGAGACACCAUGCGCUUGGUCCACUUGUGCUCUUCAGCCAGGACACCAGACAUGGUCCAAACCCCUGCAGGGCUGGCUGCAGCAACUCCCUGACACUCAGGAAGGCCCAGGCUGGGCAGGCAAUACCUGCUCCCAACAGCCAUCAACAGCAGCUGCUCCCCUGUUGACAGAAGCAGGAGUUCCCACAGGACCCAGGACCCCUCCCCCGUCCCCAGGAUGUGGCAGCAGAGCCAUGACACUGGAGGACUGAGACCAGGGAAUGACGGGAAGGACAGGGACAGAUGAGAGCCACAGAGAAGCCAGGCUUUGCCCACUGACUCCUCUUCCCUCUCCUUUGGGCUCAGCCUCAGGCCUGGGGGUGUUGGGGAGUCCCUGUCCUUGCUGCUGGCAUCUCCAUGUUCACUGCCACAGGUCCCCUCCUGCUGCUUCUCUCCUCCCUCCAGCUCCCAGGAAGGACCCUGUUGCUAGUGUGGAGCAAAGACGAGUCAAGUUUAUGGGCUGGAAGUCCUACCCGGAGGCUGCUCACUGAGCUGUGAUGGCUACAAGGACAGAUAGGGGGAAGGGCACAGGGUGCCCGAGACCUGGCCCACUGGAGCCUGUCACCUCAUGGCCGGCCAGAAGACCACUACACACCAGCCAGCCCUGGUCCAUUCUUUUGGCUCAUUUAGGGGCCUCCCCGGUGGAGGCAGGGAUACACAAAAUGCUUUGGGGCUGGAUGGACCCGCCUUUCAGUCUAAACAAGAGACCUAAACACAGCUGCCCAGAAAAGGCAGCUACCAGAAAUGGAUAAAGCUGGCUGGGUGGGGACUGUCCGAAGGGCAGCCAGUGGUGAGCUCCGGCUGGUUGCUACCAUAUAGGACAUAUGUGUUGCCAGAUGUGAUUUUUCAAUAGAAACCAAAGAUAGUUUUUUAUAUAAAUGUUUAAUUGGCAAUUAAUUGAAAAAUUCUGUGUAUCAGCGAACAUAAUACAGCCCACAGCCUGCGGGUCUGUGCCCGUGGACUACCAUGCCGCCCUGCCAGGAGGACACGACCUGCAGCCCCAUCCUAACUCUGGCCACCCCAUCCUGCAGGCAUGCCGGCUGCCACUCCAGGACUCCCCCAUCCUCAGGACCGAGAUGACGCCCAACAGCACUGGCGAGGUGCCCAGCCCCAUUCCCAAGGGGGUUCUGGGGCUCUCCCUGGCCCUGGCAAGCCUCAUCGUCACGGCGAACCUGCUGCUAGCCUUGGGCAUUGCCUGGGACCGCCACCUGCGCAGCCCGCCUGCUGGCUGCUUCUUCCUGAGCCUGCUGCUGGCUGGGCUGCUCACAGGUCUGGCAUUGCCCACGUUGCCAGGGCUGUGGAACCAGAGUCGCCGGGGUUACUGGUCCUGCCUCCUCCUCUACUUGGCUCCCAACUUCUCCUUCCUCUCCCUGCUCGCCAACCUCCUGCUGGUGCACGGGGAGCGCUACAUAGCAGUCCUGAGGCCACUCCAGCCCCCUGGGAGCACUCGGCUGGCCCUGCUCCUCACCUGGGCUGGCCCCCUGCUCUUUGCCAGUCUGCCCGCUCUGGGGUGGAACCACUGGACCCCUGGUGCCAACUGCAGCUCCCAGGCUAUCUUCCCAGCCCCCUACCUCUACCUCGAAGUCUAUGGGCUUCUGCUGCCCGCUGUGGGUGCUGCUGCCCUCCUCUCUGUCCGCGUGCUGGUCACUGCCCACCGCCAGCUGCAGGACAUCCGCCGGUUGGAGCGGGCAGUGUGCCGCGAUGAGCCCUCGGCCCUGGCCCGGGCCCUUACCUGGAGGCAGGCAAGGGCGCAGGCUGGAGCCAUGCUGCUCUUCGGGCUGUGCUGGGGGCCCUACGUGGCCACACUGCUUCUCUCAGUCCUGGCCUAUGAGCAGCGCCCACCACUGGGGCCCGGGACUCUGUUGUCCCUCAUCUCCCUGGGAAGUGCCAGUGCAGCGGCAGUGCCCGUGGCCAUGGGGCUGGGCGAUCAGCGCUACACAGCCCCCUGGAGGGCAGCCGCCCAAAGGUGCCUGCAGGGGCUGCGGGGAAGAGCCUCCCGGGACAGUCCCGGCCCCAGCACUGCCUACCACCCAAGCAGCCAAAGCAGCGUCGACCUGGACUUGAACUAAAGGAAGGGCCUCUGCUGACUCCUACCAGAGCAUCCAUCCAGCUCAGCCACCCAGCCUGUCUCCACUGGGCCCCACUUCUCUGGAUCAGAGACCCUGCCUCUAUUUGACCCCACACUGACUGAAUAAAGCUCCUCUGGCUGUUUAUGCUUA